Mesorhabditis spiculigera is the source of this 660-nucleotide messenger RNA. The record is from the annotation of a GenBank genome assembly. NCBI's taxonomy places the organism in Eukaryota, Metazoa, Nematoda, Chromadorea, Rhabditida, Rhabditidae.
AUGAGCUGGCGCGAUGAUCCUCGCAUUAAAAAGCUGCUGGAGAAGGCGACGCUUGAAAAUCUAUUGAAACCCUGCUUUGAACGAGUCCAUGAAAAAGAUGAGAUCCAAAAGAUGGAGAGCACCUUGAAAUAUGCUCUCGACAAGUAUGAGGAAAAUGAAGAGAGCGAAACGGAGCCGCUUACUGAUGAAUGUUUGGAUGCUCUAUGUGAAAUAACGAUGAAUCAUGGAAAAAACCACACUCCAGAGAGUCUGCUGACAUUGUCGAAGCUGUUCAUCAAAGUUGAAGAUUGGCGCCUUGCCUGUGAAGUGAUUUGGUGUAGUGCCUCACUCGCUAUCCAGGAGUUUAUCACCGAUCGUCAGCUGAAUGUCAAGCUUGACACGCAGGGUCAGAAGAGAGCCUUUACGAGGGCGCUGUCGCAUGCUUUAGGAAAUCAAUUUUCCGUUUUCGAAAUGUGCCAUUUAUCAUUCUACACGAACCGUUAUGGCGGUCACGACGCGAAUGCUGCACUCGUGGAAGCGAAGGAUUUCAUCCAAAAGCUUCGGGCGAUUAAUGGAAUGCCACAUCUGCUGAUCGCCACUACUGAGGGCACCCUGUACUGCUACCGCAUCGAGCAUGACGGCGGCGAAUGUCAUCUGGUGCGCCAGCAUCGGAUUGGUAAG